Spodoptera littoralis (African cotton leafworm) is the source of this 2385-nucleotide messenger RNA. NCBI's taxonomy places the organism in Eukaryota, Metazoa, Arthropoda, Insecta, Lepidoptera, Noctuidae. The record is from the annotation of a GenBank genome assembly.
AUGAUGUCUCUCAAGCCCCGCAACGUUGACUUCACGGAGACAUGGGCGCACCUCAAGGAAACGGUGGCGGGAGUGGUCGGUCUCCGCGCCGUGGAGCGCUCUGUGUGGAACACUCGGUUCUCUGACGUGUACGCGCUCUGCGUGGCGCACCCCGAGCCGCUGGCCGACAGGCUGUACGACGAGACCAGGAACUUCCUCGAGGAACACGUUGCGGGGCUCCUGCAGCGGGUGCGCGGCACCGCCGCCUUGGAGAACAAUGACCAUAAUGAUGGACUGCUUACUAGAUACGUGAGCGCGUGGCGCGAGUACAGCCAGGGCGUGGCGUACCUCAACAGUCUGUACUCGUACCUCAACCUGCAACACGUCAAGCGCCAGAAGGUGUCUGACGCGGAGAUCAUCUACGGCUCGUCUGCUACAGUCACGUGCCCCGAGCAUGACGCGAGACAACUCGAGGUGGGUGAGCUGGGGCUGGAGAUCUGGGAGCGAGUACUGGUCAAACCACUGUCCGCAGCACUCACUGGUCGCAUAGUCCGCGGUCUAGCAGCGGCCCGGAGUUCGACUCCCGACCCGGCCUUCGCGUCCACCCUCCGCGAAGCGAUCCGUUCCACAGUCCAGGUGCGGGCCUUCAGGGUGAGGGCGCCGCUGUCGCUGUACCAGUCGCUGGUGCUGGAGCCGUACCUGGCGGCCGCCGCCGCGGCGCACGCGCAGCUCGCCGCCGACCUGCUCGCCGGCGGCGACAUCGCGCACUACACCACGCACGCCCUGGCCGGCCUGGAGAGAGAGGUGGCGCUGGGCGCGCGCUACCUGGACAGCUCGUCGGCGGAGGCGGUGCGCGCGUGCUACGAGCGCGCGGCCGUGGCGGCGCACCUGCCCGCGCUGCACGCCACGGCGCCGGCGCUGCUGCGGCGCGCGGCGGGCGAGGCGGGCGCGGGGGGCGCGGGCGGCGCGGGCGGCGCGGCGGGCGCGCGCGCCGACCUGCGCCGCAUGUACACGCUGCUGCGGCCGCUGGGCGCCGCCGCGCUGCGCCCGCUCGUCGACGCCGCGCACGCGCAGGCCGCCGCCGACGGACAGGCGCUGCUCGCGCAGGCGCACUCCAAGGACGAGCCGGCCGACUGUACGGGGAACGGAUCCGAGGCCCACACUCACUUCGUGAACGCGAUGCUGACACUGCACGGCAAGUACAGCAAGCUGUUCAGUGAAGUAUUCGGCGGGGCCCAGGCCUUCGUGGGGGCCCUAGACAAGGCAUGUAGCGCGGUCGUGAACAGCGGCGCGGGCGCCGGCGGCGCGCCCGAGCUGCUGGCUCGGUACUGCGACUGCUUGCUGCGACGUCGCGCCGCCGCAGACGUGGACGUCGACGACAAGCUGGCCGCCGCCAUCGUCGUGUUCAAGUACGUCGACGACAAGGACGUGUUCCAGAAGUACUACGCGCGCGCCCUCGCGCGGCGACUCAUACAUCAACUCAGCGCGUCCAUGGAGCAGGAGGAAGCCAUGAUUAACAGAUUGAAGGCAGCGUGCGGGUACGAGUUCACGAACAAGUUACAUCGCAUGUUCACGGACGUGGCGGUGUCGGCCGACCUCAACGCCAAGUUCCAGCAACACCUGCGGGAGAACAACCUCGCCACCAGCACCGGCUUCUUCAUACAGGUACUGCAGGCGGGCGCCUGGCCCCUAGGGGGCGCGAUGGCCCCCCUGGCGCCCCCGCCCCAGCUGGAGCGGCCGGCGCGUCAGUUCGAGGCGUUCUACCGGAACAUGUUCAGCGGGCGGCGCCUGGCCUGGCUGCACCACCUGUGCAGCGGGGAGCUCCGCACCCGGUACACGGCGCGGCAGUACCACGUGUCGGCCAGCACCGUGCAGUGCGCUCUCCUGCUCAGCUUCGACACCGUCGACUCCUGGAACGCGCGCGAGUUGAGGGACACCCUCCAGCUGGAGGGGGACGCCUGGGGACGACAGCUGCGACCUCUGCUGGACGCCGGACUACUGCUGGCUAGCGGCGACCUCGGCGCGGAGGACGAGGAGCUGUCCCCGGCGGCGCGCGUGUCGCUGAACCUGUCGUUCAGCUGCAAGCGGACCAAGGUGCGCGUGACGUGCGCCACCGCGCCCGCGCAGGGGGGAGGGGGGGGCGCGGGGGGCGCCGCCGCCGACGGGGGGGACGCCGCGCACUGCGACGACGACCGCAAGAUGUACCUGCAGGCCGCCAUCGUGCGCAUCAUGAAGCAACGGAAGGUACUUCGUCACACGGAGUUGAUCCAAGAAGUAGUAUCCCAAGCUCGGGGCUCGUUCGCGCCCUCUGUCGCGAUGAUCAAGAAAUGUAUCGAAGCACUGAUCGACAAGCAAUACCUCGAGAGGGCGCCCGCGGCGCUCGACACGUACUCGUACCUCGCGUAG